Molecule: messenger RNA, 2289 nt
Organism: Megalops cyprinoides (Indo-Pacific tarpon)
Lineage: Eukaryota; Metazoa; Chordata; Actinopteri; Elopiformes; Megalopidae
Product: synaptotagmin-like protein 4
Exons: 16
Coding region: 113-2221 (702 amino acids)
Biological process (GO): intracellular protein transport; exocytosis
Cellular component (GO): plasma membrane; exocytic vesicle
Molecular function (GO): small GTPase binding; neurexin family protein binding
Source: RefSeq, a predicted model, not a curated record
UCAAUUCUGAAUUGUGUAGAUUUACUAUUAUUUCAGUUAAUUAUAUUUAUUGAUAAACUGGAACACCAAAGACUCUUGCAGGGGGAGCCAAACUACCUUCUGAGAAGAGAGGAUGCUGCCAGGCAAGGAGAUGAUCAGUUUGGCCUUCCUAACAGACACGGAGCGGGAGCUUAUCCUGGCAGUGCUCCAGCGGGAUGAAGAGCUGAGGCGAGCGGAGGAGUGCCGUGUGCGGAGGCUGAAGGCAGAGCUGCUGGACAUCAAAAAGAAAGGAGCCAAGCGUGGCAGCAGGAACUACAGCGAUCGCAGCUGCGGCCGCUGCCAGGAGCCGCUUAGCCCAUUGGGUGCCAGCCAAUGCAAUAGCUGCAAUCACCAAGUGUGCUGCAAAUGCAGAGCGGUCCGCCCCAAUGGAUUCUGGGUGUGCAGCGUGUGUGCCAAGGAGGCAGAAGUGAAAAAGAGCACAGGAGAUUGGUUCUAUGACCAGAGGGUCAAUCGCUUCAUGAAUUCUCCUGGACAUACCAUAGUGAAGGCAUCCCUGAGAAAGAGACCUCAAAUGAAGAAGCGAGAGACCGUUGGUGAGGUGCUCCUUCAGAGCUCAGAGAUGACGCCCAGACAGGCUGCCCCCUUCCCCCAACCCAGACUGAAGAAACCAGCACCACUCAAAACAAGGGCGGACCCAGAGGCCUCUGAUUCCACAGAGGAGAGGGAGCAGGAGCAUGACAGUGCCGAAUCAGUUGCCAGCCCAAAUAGCUUUAGGACCGAAAUGGACUCCUCCUGCCAAUCCUCAAGCCUAACGAGGAGGGACAAGCCAGAGGGGGACACAACAGGUCGGUCCAGUCCUACAGGCUCCAAAGUGUCUGCCCAAGCCGCCCCUUCCCAAGCAAGCCCCUCCCACGGCUUCGCCUCUAAACCGGUCCCUUUAGUACAACGUGUCCUCCCCUGCUCAGGGGUCAUCUUGUUUGAGGAUGAAGGUCUGUUUAAGAUGAGCACCAAAAGAACACAGAAGCCUGCAGGAAAUGGUAGGCCCCCCUCAAUGCUGGACCUGCAUGAUGGCAGUGCAGAGGUCUCAGGAGGGUCCAUGGGGAAUCGCAGCAAGUCUGUACCAGGCCUCAACAUGCAGGUCUAUAAACAGGAGGAAGAGGAAGAAGAAGACAUAGAUAAUCUGGUGAAGUUCCACAGAGAGGCAACACAUGGCAGCAAUUUUAGUCUGCACAGCUCCAUCUCCAAGAGCACGCUGGGAAGUAUGACAAGCUUGUACAGCGAGAUGGGGGAUUACAACUGUGUGGAGGUCAGCGGGGACAUUGUGUUCUCCCUUAGCUAUGAUGAGCGCACCCAGACCUUGUCUGUCCUCAUCAAAGAGUGCCACAAUCUGGCCUACGGGGACACGGCCAGAAUGCGCUCCAACCCCUAUGUCAAAUGCUACCUACUCCCAGAUAAGUCUCGGCAAAGCAAGCGGAAAACCACCACCAAGCGCAGCACCGUCAGUCCCACCUAUAAUGAGACUCUCAAGUUCUUGAUCAGCCAUUCCCAGCUGCUCAUGCGAACGCUGCAGCUCUCUGUCUGGCACUAUGACCCCUUCGGCCGCAAUGCUUUUCUGGGGGAGGUGGAGCUCCCGCUGGACUGCAGGGACUUGGGGUCCACCCACGAGGAGUGCGUGGCCCUCAGGGGAAAGUCGUCUGCCUUCGCUCAGCAAAGAGGCCAGCUGGUGAUUUCCCUGAAGUAUGUAGCUGCCGACAUGCCACCCAAAGACAAGUGUAAAGGUGAGGGGGGUAAGAAAAGGAACGAGGAACAGGGGGAGCUGCACGUCCUGAUCAAAGAGGCCAGGGACCUGCGAGCAGCAAAAGGGGGAGGUUCACCAGAUUCCUUCGUAAAAGGGCACUUGCUGCCAGCCAAAACCAAGGCUGCCAAGAGGAAGACUCCAGUGUUGAGGAUGAGCUCGAACCCGCAUUACGACCACACCUUUGUCUACAAGGACGUGAGUCUGGAGCAGCUGAAGGGCAUGUGCCUGGAGCUGACCGUGUGGGACCAUGAGGACACGUCCAGCAACAACUUCCUGGGGGGUGUCCGGCUGACCUCUGGGCCAGGGAUGAUGAAGGGGGAGGGGCCAGAGUGGUCAGGCUCCACUGAGGAGGAGGUGUGUCUAUGGCAGAAGAUGAUGCAGUACCCUGGCUCAUGGGCAGAGGGCAGUCUUUCACUGUGUUCCUCCAUGGGCUACAGCAAGUGAGGACAUCAAAUUACCUGCUACACUUCAGUGGCACAGAAGGAAAGGACCAGGCUCCAGGCACAGAGGAU